Molecule: messenger RNA, 1142 nt
Organism: Cladocopium goreaui
Lineage: Eukaryota; Dinophyceae; Suessiales; Symbiodiniaceae
Source: the annotation of a GenBank genome assembly
GGAUAGGUGCACAGGUUGCCCAUGUCUGAAGCCACCCUAGCUGAAAAAGCCUUGAUUGAUUGGACAACAGAUGACGACCUCCUUUUCUAUGAAAGGCCCCCACGCGAAGCAUGUUCUCUGUGUUCAGACACUGUUGGUACUGCCGCAGAUGCAUCAAGCGUCAAUGUGAUGGUGCGAUUACAGUGUUGUGCAGCGGCUGUGUGCCGCAGAUGCAUCUCGAACGGGCUCUUGCCACUGUACAGUGCUUGCUGCCCCUUCUGUGAAAAAAAGCUGGCCCCCAUUGACAGAAUUGCCGGAUGCACUCAUGAUGAAGACUGGAUUGCUAUGGAAAAGCAAGAAUUCUUCCAGAAUUUGCUUCGUGAUGGCUUUGAAGGCUUUCGAUGCACAAGUGAAAGUUGCGUCAAAGGCUGUCUUGCCCGGGCGCAGAAUCCUCAAGCAGCUCUUUGUGCGGAGUGCAACCUGCCCCACUGUGCAAGAUGCGGCUGCCGCUGGCCUUCAGAUGGAAACCAUGAGUGUGAGGACUUGGUGGCACAGAGACAGAGGCAAAAAGACCGAGAGUUCAAACUUUGCCCAGGGUGCUUUCAUCCCUCGCAGCUACUCACAGGUUGCAACAUCGUCAGAUGUACCGUAAGCGCCUGUCAUUUAGAAUGGUGCUUCAGUUGUGGCAAGGCACUGAGUCAGUCCCAUUGCGGUCAUUUUCAAUGCUCUAGUUCUACGCGGUCUACGUGCAUUUUCCGCUAGAAGGCUAGAAGUGAGAAGGAGACAGGUCUUGGGAGUGGUUGUUGGUCUGGUGUCUCUGCUUAAGUUGAGCAGUUGGCACCUCCGUGCUAGGAUCAGCGAGUCCAAUGCUGAAGUGAUACUUCCCUGAGCCAUUUCCAAAUUCACUCAUCCGAUAUCAUUUAAUUUGUACCCUCAGCAGAUUUGACUUUAUUCAGAACAGCAGGAUAUCAAUCGUUCUGCAUUGACUGAACAGCUUGACGUGAUUGACUUUGGAAUCGAGAGUCUGGAUCGGCUGUUCUUGGCCUUGUUGCUUAGUGGCUUAGUCGAAGCCUUGGCUGCAGUUCAGGUUCGUAGAUGAUUCCCAAGAGGGGAAGUAUGAAGUAUCAAAACAGUGCUUCUUACCUCUAAGUUUGGAAGGAAAA